AUGGAAGAGGAAGCAAAGGGAGGUGUUAAGAAUGUUUUGCUAGCAAAAUUCAAAGAAGGAACCUCAGAUAGCCAGAUUGACCAAUUGAUCCAAGGCUAUGCCAACCUAGUCAAUCUCAUUGACCCCAUGAAGUCCUUCCACUGGGGACAUGAAUUGAGCAUUGAGAAGCAGCUGGAAGGGUACACUCAUGUGUUUGAAACAACCUUUGAGAGUGUGGAGGGUGUUGCAGAGUACAUAGCUCACCCUGCCCAUCUUGAUUUUGCAAACUUGUUCCUUCCCAAUUUAGAGCAAUUAUCUUUCAGCUCAACUGCAGACCAGCAAGUCAUCACCAAGAAAAACCCUAGUGAAAUACAGGUUAUGAUGAUGGAGCUGCUACCAGAUCCAAAAGAUCAAUCAUAA
Messenger RNA from Prunus armeniaca (apricot), 399 nucleotides. Lineage: Eukaryota; Viridiplantae; Streptophyta; Magnoliopsida; Rosales; Rosaceae. The record is from the annotation of a GenBank genome assembly.